Messenger RNA from Scheffersomyces coipomensis, 2401 nucleotides. RefSeq names its product glycolipid translocation protein. Gene Ontology annotation, biological process: glycolipid translocation; dolichol-linked oligosaccharide biosynthetic process. The record is from RefSeq and is a predicted model, not a curated record. Gene Ontology annotation, cellular component: endoplasmic reticulum membrane. Bases 307 to 2040 code for a protein of 577 amino acids. NCBI's taxonomy places the organism in Eukaryota, Fungi, Ascomycota, Pichiomycetes, Serinales, Debaryomycetaceae. The transcript has a single exon.
UUGCAGCAUGUAUAUAUUAAAAGAAAGGUACAAGCUGGAUUGGUGAUGUGAAACACAACAGUAAAACAACACUAUAUUGAUUUAAAAUGUAAUUUUCAGUACUAUGAAGUAAUAUUACAAAAGACUGGUUCGUCAAUGGUUAUUUUUUUUGGAGUUCAUUUUUUAAAAAUGGUUGAAUUUUCGCUUUGGGAGUAACACUAUUUUUUACAUGUUGUGUUAAGCAUUAUAACAAUUUACAUGUUAAUUUUUUUUUUUGAUUCGUGUGGAGAUUAUUUAUUGGAUUGAAUCAAUAGAUUUUGGUGGUGAAUGUCUGAUCACACUAGUUUACAGACCUCUGAUGAUAAGGCUGGUUCUGAUGAUAAAGAAAAUGUGUCCAUUGGAGGCUCAGUCGGUGGUGCCUCGUUAUUAAUGGCAGUUCAAAUCAUUACGAAAUUAUUUACUUUUGCAUUAAAUCAAUAUCUUAUACAGUUCAUUUCUCCUAACGUAUUUGGAAUAUCAGCAUAUUUGGAAUUCUUGAUUUCUUCAAUUUUAUUUUUCAGUCGAGAAGGUAUUAGAAUAGCGAUUCAAAAAUUGAGUUUGACAGAUCCUGUUACAGAUGAAAAUAAGGAUGAGGUAGAUCAUCUUUCAAAGGUUGGUUUGAACCAAAGUAUUAUAAACAAAGGGUUCUUGCCCUUGAUUGUUGGUAUUCCAAUCACUAUACUCAUAGGAAUAUGGCAAUACAACUCACACAGCUUCGAGACUGGUUUGCAACAAUUAAAUUAUCAUCAUUAUACCAUAUUAAUUACAGUUAUUCUGAUUUUUGUUGAAUUGGCCAUUGAACCAAUCUAUGUAUUAAACCAAUUCUUGUUGAAUAUUAAGAGAAGAUCACAAAUCGAAGGUUUGGCUGUUUUCUUUAGAUGUGUUAUUAUUGUUGGUAUUAUUUUGGUGAUCAAUAAGUUUGAAUUACUAGAAGAUGAUUUUACUGGCGUUGCAGUCCUUGCAUUUGCUUUAGGUCAAUUGGCAUAUUCUUUAGUUUUAGCCGUUGGUUACUUAUCAGUCUUUAUUUGGGAAAACAAAAGAGGUGAUAAUGAGAAAUUACAAUUAAAGAUUCAACGUAUUUUCUAUAAAUCUGAAAAGUCACUUUACUUUCAUCCAAAAGCUUUGAAGACUUGGAAAAAUUUAUUUUUACAAAUGAUAUUUAAGCAAAUGUUAACUGAAGGUGAUAAAAUGCUAGUUAAUUAUUUCUUUUCAGUCAAGCAACAGGGUAUUUAUUCCGUUAUGUCAAAUUAUGGUUCUAUUUUAGCUAGAUUGGUGUUUCAACCAAUUGAAGAAACGGUUAGAUUGCUGUUCAGUAAAAGUCUUUCUGCUUUAGAUUGUAACAUUAAUGAAGUUAAGCAAUCAUAUAAGUCAUUAAAGUUGAUCUCAUUGCUUUAUUUUAAUCUUUCAAUAUUAAUACUAUUGGCAGGAACCACGAAUGCUUCUUAUUUGCUAACCAUAAUAUUGGGCCGUGGAGGAUCUUCGAAGUGGGUAGGGAGUGAGAUAUUCAGCUUGUUUCCUACAUAUAUAUCGUAUCUUCCACUUUUAGCAUUCAAUGGUAUAUUUGAAGCUCUCUUCAGUAGCUUGGCUACAGAUAAGGAUAUUAGACAAUCUUCUGUGUUUAUGACAUCAUUGACUAUUUCGAGUUUACUCUUACUGGUGGUACUUAUAGAAUAUUUUCAUUUGGGACUUACAGGUUUAAUUGUUUCAAAUGCUUUCAAUAUGGCACUGAGAAUUACUUACUGUGCAUCCAAAAUAACAGCCUUUUAUUCUUCAUUCGGGAUUCAAGUGUCUAUUUGGAAAAUUAUUAAUUAUUUGAAAAGUAGUAUUCUUGUCGCUGCUAUAUUUGCAUUUGUUCAAUAUAAAUUUGUGCUUAAAGGAGAAGGUUUAUCCACAAAGAGUCACUUGCAAUUUUUUGAAAGUUGUUUAGUGGCGUUAUUAUGCUUGAUACUGUUGCUUUUGUUGGAACUUAAGUCUAUCAAGGAAACAAUUGGAGCCAGAAGAUCAAAAGUUAAGUCUUUGUGAAAUAUAUAGAACGUAAUUAGGAAUUAAAAAAACAAUAAAAGUUUCAGGUAUUUUGUUUAAAAAUGUAUCUACAAUUUAGUUUAUCUUUAGUGAAGACGUUCAGUAAAAAAAAAUUGAGUUGUCACAACAAAUACUAACAAGAAUCCUUACCAUAGCCAAAGACAUGCCAUCCACUUCGCCUCCACCACGGGUAACAUGCUGUGCUGAAUUUCUUCCCUCCAGCGAUAUUGUUACUCAUUACCCAGUACCGUUCAGUUGAUUACUCAAACUGUAUUGAACUAUACCGCAGGGAUCGAACUGGACAUCUCAAUGUAAUAAGAUUUCUGAAGUACACGGUCAUCGCGCUUCUGCCAACGGCCAU